This is a messenger RNA of Quercus lobata, 440 nucleotides long. Its product is annotated as DUF3339-domain containing protein. The coding region runs from base 27 to 239 and encodes 70 amino acids. The record is from RefSeq and is a predicted model, not a curated record. The transcript has a single exon. NCBI's taxonomy places the organism in Eukaryota, Viridiplantae, Streptophyta, Magnoliopsida, Fagales, Fagaceae.
AGAGAGAGAGAGAGAGAGAGAGAGAGAUGGGUGCAGAUUGGGGGCCUGUCAUUGUCGCGGUGGUUUUGUUCAUUCUCUUGUCACCAGGGUUGCUGUUCCAACUACCAGCAAGAGUAAGGGUGAUAGAGUUCGGGAACAUGAACACAAGCGGGAUUGCCAUUCUGGUUCAUGCCAUUAUUUACUUUUGCAUACUCACCAUCUUGAUCAUUGCAAUUGGCAUUCACAUACAUGUUAAUUGAUCCAAACUAUGUAACUUUUCUUUGUAACUUUUCUAAUUUCUCUUUUCUUUGUAAUUUUUCCUCUUAAUGUUCCUUACUUGGCUUCUUGUUAAGUGUUAUGCGGAUGCCUAGUAGGUUUGGUUCUCAUUAAAAGAGAAAUCCAUAAAUUGUCUUAUUUGGUAUUGGUAGUGUUCCUUUUUUAAAGAUGCACUGAAUCACUGA